This is a messenger RNA of Trypanosoma brucei brucei TREU927, 630 nucleotides long. RefSeq names its product HslVU complex proteolytic subunit. The coding region runs from base 1 to 630 and encodes 209 amino acids. NCBI's taxonomy places the organism in Eukaryota, Euglenozoa, Kinetoplastea, Trypanosomatida, Trypanosomatidae. The transcript has a single exon. The record is from RefSeq and is a predicted model, not a curated record. Gene Ontology annotation, cellular component: proteasome core complex; HslUV protease complex. Gene Ontology annotation, molecular function: threonine-type endopeptidase activity.
AUGCUUCGCCGUGUCGGCCGCACUACGUGUUCCCCUGCAGCGUGUCAACUACGUCACACAACCAUCCUUUCUGUCCGCAAGGGUGAUACGGUUGUGCUACUCGGUGAUCGACAGGUUACCCUUGGUGAGCGCAUUGUCGCCAAAUCCAGUGCAUGCAAGCUGCGUCGCAUUAAUGAUGAUGUUGUCAUUGGUUUCGCGGGGAGCACUGCGGACGCGAUUUCUCUUAUGGAGAAACUUGAGAACAAAAUUGGUGAGUUCCCAAAUCAGCUUACCCGUGCGGCUGUUGAGCUAGCUAAAGAGUGGCGUACUGAUCGCGCACUUCGCCGGUUGGAAGCCUCACUCAUUGUUUGCAGUGCUGAGGAGACUCUGGAAAUUGAUGGACAGGGUAAUGUUAUUACGCCAGAGGCUGAUGGAAUUGUGGCAAUUGGGUCCGGUGGAACCUUCGCGAAGGCAGCGGCACGGGCGCUCAUUGAUGUGGACGGUUACGAUGCGGAGAAAAUCGCGCGGAAAGCGAUGCGCAUCGCCACAGAUAUCGAUGUUUUCAGCAACGAACACUGGGAUGUUGAGGUACUCAAGCGGAAAUCCGAGAAGCAGGAAGGGUCGGAAGCGUCGGCGAAAACUAGCGAGUAA